UAAAAGUACAUAACAAGAUAGAGAGAAUGAAUGGAAGAUCAACGGGAUAGUUAUAUCCAUGAUCAAUAUGUGGUAGUUUGUGUACAGUUGCAUUAAUAUGUUAUCCUGUCAUAUUUACCAGCACAAGACAAUGGGGUUGACCUAUUCGUGACCUUGGGAGAAUCCACCAGGUUCGAGUCCCAUCCUCCACAUGUGGGGGUGGAUUAUUUUGGGGGAUUCGGAGUAGGGGUAAGAAAGUUUGUCGUUAAAAAAAAAAUAGUUUCCUCCUCAGAACAUGUCGCCUCAAAAGGAGCCCUUAUACCACUCUCUCCAUCCAUUACAUUCCUUGUCGCGUACAUCAUGUUUGGAUUACGAUAUUUUGUUAUGUGAUGUGUGUGGUCAGGAACUCAUAUUUGAUACCUGUCAUCGGUGUGAGCCAUGUAAGUUUGUUGUUUGCAGUAAGUGUGUUAUGGCGGAAAAAGCUCAGAAGGAUGCUGCUACUGCACUCAAGGAAGAGUUAGUGAUCAAGUUUGUACAUGACGGUCACAACCCACAACACACUUUAACGAUCCAAUCAAGACCUGCUGCCUUCCAUUGUAAUGCUUGCAACACUAAAAAAGAAGACAUGUUUUAUCAAUGUGAUCAGUGUGACUUUUGGAUCCACAAGGCAUGUACUUCGUUGCUCGAGACCAUUGACCUGCCGUAUCUCCAUCAUCACAAACUCGACCUUGUUUUUUCACUACCAGAGAAGUUCUACAAUUAUAAAUACAAGUGCGAGUUGUGCGACAAAAGAAUUAUGCAAACGGACUGGACAUAUCAUUGUUCAAAUUGUAGAUACUUUAUCCACAUUAAGUGUGUCCCAAAUUCAGACCAACCAUCCACUCAAAGACUUGAAGUUAAUGUUGAAGAAGAGGCAACUGAUAGUAACAUUCUGCAUUUGCCCAUGUCACACGCACUCACGGAUCCAUUGAAACUACUUCAUUCUAACAACGAUCCUACUACACCAGGUGGUGGUGGUGAUGAUAACGAACAGCUAGAAAUUAGUCACUGGAGUCAUGAUCAUCUAUUAUUCCUUACAGAUGUACCACAAGGUGAUAAGAUUAACAUGCCUGAUAUUGGUUGUAGUACUGAUCCAAUAAUGGUAUGCCAUAUUUGUGUACGACCCCUCUCGAUUCCAUAUUAUAGUUGCAAGCAUGACGGGUGUUCAUUUACUCUCCACAAGUAUUGUGCUGAGUUAUCACGCACGUUAGAACAUCCACUCCACCCGGAUCAUCUCCUUGAAUUGGUAAAACAAAAUUAUGCAUCACUAUGUUACUUUUGUGACAAAAGAUGCAACACAUUUAUGUUCCAAUGUAAAACCUGUUCAUUUUGCAUUGAUGUCAACUGUGCAUUUCUACCUAAAAUCAUCAAGCAUAAGUUCCACAAGCAGCAUCCUCUCGUCCAACGUAUUGGCCGUCUCUGGAAGCAAUGUAUAACAUGUGAACGAAGAAUAAUUGCCGGCCAUUAUUCUUGUGAUGCUUGUAACGUCCGACUAGAUUGGCAAUGUGCACUUAGAUCGCCACGUUUACUUCCUCAUAGGUAUUGCAAGGGACAUGAAAUCCCAUUGACAUAUCCCCCUAUAGAAGAUCAUCCUGAUGAUUUCUAUUGUGAAAUCUGUGAGGAAGAUAUGUACCCCAAACUCCCACUCUAUUAUUGUGGCAAAUGCAAAAACUCUUUUCACAUGCAUUGCCUAAGUAGAGAGUAUAAGUAUGAAAACUACGUGUUGGAGGGGACUUUAAGUAUUCCUGAUCAUAAUCAUCCAUUAACAUAUGUUAGAAGAAAGAAAGUGCCAAAAGAGGUAUGCUUUGGUUGUAAUGGUGACAUUAAUGGCCUUCUAUUCCUUGAGUGUCGGAGUGGAAACUGCCCUUAUUGUUUGUGUCUUGAGUGUCUACCAUCCGGAAAGAGACCAUAA
Messenger RNA from Erigeron canadensis, 1930 nucleotides. RefSeq lists its product as uncharacterized. The transcript is spliced from 2 exons. NCBI's taxonomy places the organism in Eukaryota, Viridiplantae, Streptophyta, Magnoliopsida, Asterales, Asteraceae. The coding region runs from base 275 to 1930 and encodes 551 amino acids. The record is from RefSeq and is a predicted model, not a curated record.